Molecule: messenger RNA, 2351 nt
Organism: Sinocyclocheilus grahami
Lineage: Eukaryota; Metazoa; Chordata; Actinopteri; Cypriniformes; Cyprinidae
Product: R3H domain-containing protein 1-like
Exons: 19
Molecular function (GO): nucleic acid binding
Source: RefSeq, a predicted model, not a curated record
GCGAUUGGCUCGCGAUCGCAGAUAGACUGCUGUGAUUGGCCCAACCGAGCUGUCCAUCAAAGCGGUCCACGCCGCUCUCUUCAGUUCUCUCAGCGGGAACCCAAAUGUUUCCUCACUGAAUGACAACAAACACUCCCAAAAUAUAAGCGCCACCGUCCACACGCGACACACUGUCACGGAACCGGCUGCUGAAGGACAUGAGCGUGCCGGCGGCCCUCGCUGCAGUGAUCGGGCUCCGGGGCCGGUGAAGGGGACAUGGGAACAUGCGACGACACGCUCCGCAGCGCCACUGAAGCCACGAGGGUUCGGUCUUCACGGCGCGCAGCAGAACACCGGCUUCAGCUCUCGGUCGGCGCUCCAGGUAGCCGUGUCUGAUGAAGAUGUCUGAUUCUGUCGGAGAGACUGUGAGAGCUCUGGAUGAGAACCGCUCGAGCGCAGACGAACGCCAGCUCAAUGCGCCACAGAGCCGCAUGCACGAGGAGAACUGCAGCGACGACACGACUGAGACGCAGCGGCAAACACUCGGACCAGGCGCUAAAAGACCCAAGUCGAACACAAAGGUAAAGUUAGUUCGGGGCCUGGCCAUUUGUGAAGAACCCUGUCCUUCCACGAUUACCACACAACUGCCUCAAGAUCAGCAGGAUGCAGAUCAUAUUAAACUCUCGCAGACGUUUGACAAAGAAGAAUUGCCUCUUACUGCAGACGAGGAUGAUACAGACAGAAGUGCCAACAAGCUGGAGAAACUGGAGAAAAUGCCACGCAAGAUGCUGUCCAGAGAUUCCAGUCAGGAAUACAAGGACUCCACUGGCAUCGACUUGCACAGGUUCCUGGUGAACACGCUGAAGAACAAUCCCAGGGACCGAAUGAUGCUGCUGAAGCUGGAGCAGGACAUCCUCGACUUCAUCAGUAAUAACGAGAGCCAGAGGAGGAAGUUUCCGCCCAUGACCUCCUAUCACCGAAUGCUCCUGCACAGAGUCGCCGCUUACUUCGGCUUAGACCACAACGUCGACCAGACCGGCAAAUGUGUCAUCAUCAACAAAACCAGCAAUACACGAAUACCAGAUCAGAAGUUUUCCGAACACAUCAAAGACGACAAGACGGAUGAUUUCCAGAAGCGCUGCAUCUUAAAAAGGGACAACUCCAGCGUAGACGACAGCAACAGCGUGACGCGCAUGAAACUAAAGGAGGACAGGAGGAGCAAGUCCAUCGAGGAGCGAGAGGAGGAAUAUCAGAGAGCAAGAGAGAGGAUCUUCACUGAUGGUUUAGACACCUUCCCGCUGGAUAAAAGGAUUCAGGAGGACGAGGUGUGUAACAGCAUCCAGCAGAGACGGCAGAUCUUCAGGCUGAAGGACAGUCAGUCGGGGAACAGCCUCCAAAGCAGCUCCGAGAACGAGGCCAUGUAUUCAGAGCCGCGGCCGUGGAGCAGCACCGAUUCAGACAGCUCCAACCUCAACCUGAAGCCCGGCAUGACCAAAGCCAGCAGCUUCAGCGGCAUCCCGGUCCUGAUCCGCGGAGACAGCUCCAGCAGCAGCAAGAGCGCGGGGCGGCUCUCAAACACAGGUUCUGACUCUUGUAGUAGUGUAGGCUCGUCCACGGGGUCGCUCUCUCGAUCCCAGCCUCCUCCAGCCGCCGCGGCUCUAACGCAGCCCACGGCCUUCCCCGCUGUCAGCUACGAGCCGCCAGCGUCCAUGGCUAGCGCUAGCUACUAUCUGCUCCCGCUGGAAGCCGCGGGGAUACCGGCUGGAAGUGUCCUGGUCAACCCGCACACAGGUCAGCCGUUUCUGAACCCCGACGGCAGUGCUGUCGUCUACAGUCCCAGCGUGACCUCACAGGCCUCCAGAUGUCAAUCAUCCGUAGCUCCGCCUCCAGCCGCUCAGCCCACCAAUCACGUCAUGGCACAGCCUCUCUGGUCCGUCCAGCACCCGCCGCUGUCUUACCCACCGGUCCAGCCGUUCACUGUGCAGGAUAAUCUGAGCGCUCAGUUCGGUCACAUGAUGCUGGUCCAGCAGGCCUCAGGUGACGGCCGUGACGCUCAUGCAGGCGUUUAUCCGCCGCCUCCACCGCCGCUACAUCAGACCGGAUACGUGAUGCCCUCGCCGGGACAAACUGUGCCCGCGCCCACCGUCAGCCAGCAGCAGAGCUUCAUGCAGCAGCAGAUUCCGGCGUGUUACUGUUCGCCCAGCCAGUUCACAGUGUCUGGACAGCCGUACCGGCCCGUGGGUUCUGUGCCGUACAGCACUCGGAGUCAGAUGCCUCCUGCACCCACGCAGCAGCCAGGUAAAUCACUGCACAUGCAUACACACACGAGAGAGAAAACACCACACGCCAGAGAGAGAGAAACACCACACGCC